This is a messenger RNA of Gallus gallus (chicken), 3415 nucleotides long. RefSeq lists its product as uncharacterized. Bases 1 to 1308 code for a protein of 435 amino acids. The record is from RefSeq and is a predicted model, not a curated record. NCBI's taxonomy places the organism in Eukaryota, Metazoa, Chordata, Aves, Galliformes, Phasianidae. The transcript is spliced from 3 exons.
AUGCGUAAACCUGAAGAGAAGCUUGGAAAGGCAGUGACUCCCUUUCGGGCACGGUGUGCCUGGAUCCAGGGUGGGCUCGCAGGGCCGAGAACACCCCGACGGGCUCUAGACAAAGGCAGGAGGAAGGCGCUGGGGCUGGGUGCCCCUAGGGCAGCACGCGAGGGCUGCGGGAAGGGAGCCAGGGCAGCGGGGACAGCGAAGGCGGCGGAGCGGGGGGAGGCGGCGGGGGAGGCGUGCCCGGGGCGGGGAGCGAGCUCGGGCGCACGCAGGCUCGGGAGGGAGCGCGGCGGGGGCCGAGGCGGGGCCGAGCAUCGCUGCGUGCGCUCGGGGGGAGCCGGGGGAGGGCCCGAGGAACCGCGCGACUGUGGGAGGGCGGCGGGCUCUCACCCGCUUCCCGAGGAACCGCGUGCGCGGCGGCCAACGGACGGCAGGCGACCGUUCCUCGGCGUCCCGCGCUCCCGGCGAACCGCCCGCCGCCAUUUUGGAUCCGCUCCCUCCUCCGCGGGCUCCGCCGGCCCCGACCCCCCCCUCCCGCUCGCGCACCUCCCUGCGCAAAACUCCGGGGGACGGAAAGCGGGCGGUGCGGUGGUGCCGCGGCCCCGCACCCCGCUCGGCUUUCCCUACUCACCACACUACUACCGCUGCCGUCGCCUCCCAGCGCAGGAGCCCCGCUCCCGCCUCGGCGCUCGCUCCGCGCUAGAGGGAAGGGGCGUGGCCAACCGUAGCGCCCGGCCCCGCCCCCCUCGCCCGCCAUCUUAUUGUCAAAGCCCACAAAGGCUCUCGCUCCCCGCCCCCGCUGUGUCGCUGGGGGCGGGGCUUCAGCCUCUGGCCACGCCCACAAGGCAGCCGCAGGUCUCUAUUGGCUACCGCCGAAUCGCGCAGACGACGCUCGCCUUUGCGAUUGGCUGUGCCGUUGCCGCGGCACCCAGCCGCUCCUCCCCCUCAGGCGCCGCGCACGGGAGGCUGCCCGGUUGCCAUAGUGCCGGGCCCUUCCCCUCGUCCGUGAGAGGCUGGGAGGCGGAGGCCGAGGCGGAGUCCCCAUUUCAAACAGCAGCCAAAGCCUCGCGGCGUGGCUGGGCUCCCGGCCACGGGCUCCGGCGGGAACAGGUUGAGACCUGGCCCAGCAGCAGCCCGCGGGGCCCUCGCUCUGGGAGGAGCCCGCCCCCGGGCCGCGCCGCCUCCGCCGGGCCGGGCUGGGCCGGGCCGGGCCUCUCCGCUCCGCUCCGCUCCGCGCCGCCGCUUCCCUCAGGGCCGAGAGUCCCCGACGCCUCCCGCCCCCGCAGCCCCGCGGGGUGCCAGGCCUCGUGACUCCAUUAGCAAGGCCUGUGGCAUUUCCUGUCUGAGCCUCGCAGGCAGAGGACAGGCAGGCUGCUUCCAUCGGGUGGGGAAGGGACGGAGCCCGGUGCCCCAGCAGCUCCAACCUUUGUCUUGAGCGAACGGCCCAACCAACGCUUUGGACGCCCCUCGUGCUGGCUUGGUGCUGCGGCACAUCUGCAAGCGCUUAGCUGGCCCCGGCGCUGAGCUGCUUUCCCGGCCCUGUGAGCAGCCAGGAGGGGGGAGUGAGCUCGUCCCGGCUCCAGCUGCUCAGGACCGGCAGCUGCGGCCGAAGGUUGGGCACGGAGAGACUCUGCGGCCCCGGGAGGAGAAGAGAAAUAGAGAGAAAGAGGAGGUUGGGCAGCAGGAGGGAGCAGAAAAUGGGCCAGGGAGUGAGUCGGUAGGGAGGGCUGUGAAACAGCAGAGAGCUACAACUUGGUAGGAGAAAGCAGGAGAAAAUAAUGUUUGCACAAGCAAGGUCAUUCUUGGGAUGAGAUAUGUUAGAAACUGCGUUAUUUCCCCAUGUUUUUUAUGGUUUCUCAUACAGCACAUAAUGACAUCACGAUACAAAAGCAUAUGUGAAGACUUUGAAAGAACAAUACAGCGAAGAGAAGUGUUCCACCGCUCUCUCCAUCCCAACCCCAGCUUUUUUUAGAUGAGCUGUAAUGAAUUCAGUACGUAAUUCCACAUUAAGUCCUGCAUGAACCCAUGAGCCUUUCUGUUGUUCCCUUUAGGAUCACUGCCAUAGAAGAGUGUAGUGGUACUGCUCUUACUGGUGAUAACAUCACCUCCAUAUCCCCUCUUAUCUUUUUUCCUCUUUUAGCUACAAUGAGAGGAUCUCAACUUUUUUCCCCCAAUAAAUUCUCCAGUGAAACAAAGGAAAAACCAAUGAAAGAAGAGGAUAGCUGAUAGAUUAAAAGCUCUAUGUUGUUUGAAAAGGAGAACUAUGGAAAGGUUCUCAAUGCUUUCUCUGAAAAGCUGAGAAAACUUAUGCACGCUUAGUCAAGAUAUGACAAGAUUUGAUUACUCUCAGGAGAAAACAACUCUUUCAUCUCACAUACAUGAGAAACAUAACUUGACAAGUCAGAAGGGAAAUAUCUGGACAAACUGAUGCAAAACAAUACAGACCAAAGUAUUUAGUAGAAAGCAGACAAUCUCUGAUAGUACUAAGAUAGUAUUAUAAAGAAAAUAAUUGAAUUGUAACCACAAUGUGAUAAAGAUAUCAAAUUUUAGCUACAUGCUGAUGUUUUUUAUCCACCUACCUAGUUUCAGUAAACUAAAUGUUAACGCCAGAGUUAAAGAGAGCAAGUGAUAAAUGGGAGUUGAGAAAGCUGUGUCAGCACAUGAAACCUUAGCAGGUAAGGUAGUCUGUGAGCAAAAGCAGAACUGGGGCAAAGGAGUUGGAGACAAAGCACAGAGCAAAACUGGAAAUAAAUGUCAACAGAACAAUCUGAUUGGGAAACUGAAAUGAAGGUGGAAACUGCUGUAAAAAAGAAAGAAAAAAGAAUUCUGCUGGUUUGAAAUGGCAGGUGACCGAAACCAAAAGGUAUUCCGAAUAUGUCCUCAGAGCUGCUGGAGUAAUGUGAGAUCUUACACCUGGUGAGACACUGCAGGGACCUGCUUGCUGAUGUAAUGACUACCACGUAUGACGGGAGAAAAUGAUGCAAACCAGCUCAGCACAUCUCUCCUAGGAAGGUGGAUCAGCACUGGCAGCCAGCAGAAACUUCAGCGUGGUAGACCUGAGGAGAUUUAGAAGCCGUGGCAGCCCUCUGAAAGUGGCCCUGGGGGCCAGAAAGCUGGGCGAGGAGAGCAGGAAAAUGUGCGCUUGCACUGCCGGUGUUGGGAGCCAAGCAGACAUGAGUCAGCCUUGAGCUGGAAGCUGUGCAGCUGUCGUCAGUGCAGUGCUGCUGCCGAGCCCUGUUGGGAGGCAAGGUGUGCUCAUCCAGCUCGUGCUGCACCAGCAUGACCCUGUGUGGUUGGGGGAAGAGUUUGGGCUGUGGUUCAGAGCUGGGACAGAGCUUGCUUGCCUCUGCCUGCCAAAGACAACGUGGACGUGCUCUGAGUCUGUGUUGUUUUUCUCAUAAUAAAUGUUUGAUUAAAG